AAGCAGAAUGCGAGGAUGGCCAGCCUGCCCUUCAUCCCGGGCCCCGAGAACCUGCGCCCCUUCACCCCGGCCUCGCUGGCCGCCAUCGAGCAGCGCAUGGCCGAGGCCGAGGCGCUCCGGAUAAAGAGGCAGCAUGUGGAGAUGCCCGAGGAAGAGGAGGUCAAGCCCAGCAGCGACCUGGAAGCCGGCAAGAACCUGCCCCUCAUCUACGGCGACCCCCCCCCGGAGCUCAUCGGGACCCCGCUGGAGGACCUGGACCCUUUCUACAAGGACAAGAAGACAUUCAUAGUCCUCAACAAAGGGAAGUCCAUCUUCCGCUUCUCAGCCACCCCUGCCCUCUACAUGCUGGGGCCCUUCCACCCCAUCCGCAGAGGAGCCAUCAAAGUGCUCGUCCAUUCAUUAUUCAGCAUGUUCAUCAUGAUCACCAUUUUAACCAACUGUGUGUUUAUGACCAUGAACAACCCCCCGGCGUGGUCCAAGAAUGUGGAAUACGCCUUCACUGGGAUAUACACCUUUGAGUCCCUCAUCAAGAUCCUGUCGAGAGGUUUCUGCAUCGACGACUUCACAUUCCUGCGCGACCCGUGGAACUGGCUGGACUUCAUGGUCAUCUCCAUGGCCUACAUCACUGAGUUUGUGGACCUGGGGAACAUCUCUGCUCUCAGGACCUUCCGCGUCCUCCGCGCCUUGAAAACCAUCACCGUCAUACCAGGGCUGAAGACGAUCGUUGGGGCUCUGAUCCAGUCGGUGAAGAAGCUCUCAGAUGUCAUGAUCCUCACGGUUUUCUGCCUGAGCGUGUUCGCCCUGAUCGGCCUCCAGCUCUUCAUGGGCAACCUGCGGCAGAAGUGCGUGCGGUGGCCCCCUCCCAGCAUCACCUUCCUGGGGGACUUGGAGCUGGACAAUGACACGUUGGUCAACUCAACAUUUUACGACUUCGUGGAUGACUUUGCCAGCAACUUCACCAGCAACUUCACUGGCAACUUCACCGGCAACUUCACUGGCAACUUCACCGGCAACUUCACCAGCAACAGCACCUUUGAUUUCGAGGCCUACAUCAGCGAUGAAGCCAAUUUCUACUUCCUGGAGGGAGCCCUCGACGCCCUGCUCUGCGGGAACAGCAGCGAUGCCGGGAAGUGCCCCGAAGGGUACGAGUGCAUGAAGGCAGGGAGGAACCCCAACUACGGCUACACCAGCUACGACACCUUCAGCUGGGCCUUCCUGGCCCUCUUCCGCCUCAUGACACAGGACUACUGGGAGAACCUCUUCCAGCUGACACUGCGUUCAGCAGGGAAAACCUACAUGAUCUUCUUCGUGGUGGUCAUAUUUCUUGGUUCCUUCUACCUCAUCAACCUCAUCCUCGCAGUGGUGGCCAUGGCUUACGCUGAACAGAACGAUGCCACGCUGCUGGAGGAGCAGCAGAAGGAGGAGGAAUUCCAGCAGCUCUUGGAGCAGCUGAAGAAGCAACAAGAGGAGCAAGAAAAGAUGUUGCAGGACCGGCGGUCCAGCAGUGGUUCCCUGCCCAGCACUGUGGCCGAGAAGGAGCAGAAGGAGCACGACUCGGACCUCAACAGUGACCAGGACAAGGCCAAGGACUGCAACGGGCAGGUGAUCCCCAAGAUCACCCUGCAGAGAUCUGAUACAGUGAUUGAUUUCAACCAAACUUUUGAGCCAGAGAAACAGGACCACAACCACCUCACUGUGGGCAACCAAGACGGGCCAGGACUCGAGAAGAGGGUGGGAAGUGCCAUCAGUGUCAUCUCCAACGCUGUAGAAGAGCUGGAGGAAGCUCACCAGAAGUGCCCGCCCUGGUGGUACAAAUUUGCCCACACCUUCCUGGUCUGGAACUGCUGUUUGCCGUGGGUGAAGUUGAAGGAGUUUGUCAAGAUGGUGGUGAUGGACCCCUUCGUGGACCUGGGCAUCACCAUCUGCAUCGUGCUCAACACACUCUUCAUGGCCAUGGAGCAUUACCCCAUGACAGAGGAGUUUGAGAACGUGCUGUCUGUGGGCAACCUGGUCUUUACAGGGAUCUUCACGGCGGAGAUGGUCCUGAAGCUCAUUGCUCUGGAUCCCUACGAGUACUUCCAGCAGGGCUGGAACAUCUUUGACAGCUUCAUCGUCACCCUGAGCCUGGUGGAGCUGGGCUUGGCCAACGUGCAGGGGCUCUCCGUGCUCCGCUCCUUCCGCUUGCUGAGGGUCUUCAAGCUCGCCAAGUCCUGGCCCACCCUCAACAUGCUCAUCAAGAUCAUCGGCAACUCCGUGGGCGCCCUGGGGAACCUCACGCUGGUUCUGGCCAUCAUCGUCUUCAUCUUCGCCGUGGUGGGGAUGCAGCUCUUCGGGAAGAGCUACAUUGAGUGCGUGUGCAAGAUCUCCGUGGACUGCACCCUGCCCCGCUGGCACAUGAACGACUUCUUCCACUCCUUCCUCAUCGUCUUCCGCAUCCUCUGCGGGGAGUGGAUCGAGACCAUGUGGGACUGCAUGGAGGUGGCCGGCCAGACCAUGUGCCUCAUCGUCUUCAUGAUGGUCAUGGUCAUCGGGAACCUCGUGGUGCUGAACCUCUUCUUGGCUUUGCUGCUGAGCUCCUUCAGCGCCGACAGCCUGGCGGCGUCGGACGACGACGGGGAGCUGAACAACCUGCAGAUCGCCAUCGGCAGGAUCAGCCGCGGCAUCGCCUUCGCCAAGGCCACGCUCCCCACGCUGCUCCGGCGGCUCUGCAAGGGCAAGAAGGUGGCCCCGGAGGAGGAGCAGGAGCCCAGCAAGAGGGAAAACUCCGUGCUGAACCACGUGGAGACCACCCAGGAGACCAAGUCGGGGGGGUACCUGGACGGGAUCGCCGGCAAGGAGCAUAUCUUCAUGGACGAGCUGGAUCACAUGAACUUCAUCAACAACCCCAACCUGACGGUGCAGGUCCCCAUCGCCUCGGAGGAGUCUGACCUCUACGAGGAGACCAGCACCCAGUCUGAGACCGAGGACACCACCAAGAACCCCCUGUGCAGCGACAACGACUCGUCCCUGUGCAGCACCGUGGAUUACAAACCCCCCGCCCCCGAGGAGGAGGAGGUGGCAGAAGUGGCCGAGGAGAGCAACGAGCCCGAGGAGUGUUUCACCGAAGCCUGCGUGAAGCGGUUUCCCUGCCUCUACGUGGACAUCACCAGCGAGAAAGGGAGGAUAUGGUGGAACAUCCGGAAAACCUGCUUCCGCAUCGUGGAGCACGACUGGUUCGAGACCUUCAUCGUGUUCAUGAUCCUCCUCAGCAGUGGGGCACUGGCAUUCGAGGACAUCUACAUCGAGCAGCGGAAGGUGAUCCGGACCAUCCUGGAAUACGCCGACAAGGUCUUCUCCUACAUCUUCGUCAUCGAGAUGCUGCUCAAGUGGGUGGCCUAUGGCUUCAAGGUGUACUUCACCAAUGCCUGGUGCUGGCUGGAUUUCCUCAUCGUUGAUGUUUCCCUGGUCAGCCUGACAGCAAACUGGAUGGGAUACUCCGACCUGGGAGCCAUCAAGUCCCUGCGGACACUGAGGGCUCUGAGACCGCUGCGUGCCCUGUCCCGAUUCGAAGGCAUGAGGGUGGUGGUGAACGCCUUGCUGGGCGCCAUCCCCUCCAUCAUGAACGUGUUGCUGGUCUGCCUCAUCUUCUGGCUGAUAUUCAGCAUCAUGGGGGUGAACCUCUUCGCGGGGAAGUACUACAGGUGUGUCAACACCACCACGGGGGAGCUCUUCGACAUCAGCGUGGUGAACAACAAGAGCGACUGCAUGGCCCUGCUCCACACCAACGAGGUCAGAUGGGUCAACGUCAAGGUCAACUUUGACAACGUGGGCUUCGGAUACCUCUCCUUGCUGCAGGUGGCAACCUUCAAGGGCUGGAUGGACAUCAUGUACGCUGCCGUGGACUCACGUGAGAUUGAAGAGCAGCCACAGUAUGAGGUCAACAUCUACAUGUACAUCUACUUCGUCAUCUUCAUCAUCUUCGGCGCCUUCUUCACCCUCAACCUCUUCAUCGGCGUCAUCAUCGACAACUUCAACCAGCAGAAGAAAAAGUUUGGAGGCAAAGACAUCUUCAUGACAGAAGAGCAGAAGAAAUACUACAAUGCCAUGAAGAAGCUCGGCUCCAAGAAACCCCAGAAGCCCAUCCCCAGGCCGUCGAACAAGUUCCAAGGGAAGGUGUUUGACUUCGUUACCAAGCAAGUGUUCGACAUAACCAUCAUGAUCCUGAUUUGUCUUAACAUGGUGACCAUGAUGGUGGAAACAGAUGAUCAAAGCGAGCUCAAAACAUCUGUGCUCUACAAGAUAAACCUGGUCUUCAUCGUCAUCUUCACCGGGGAGUGUCUGCUCAAGAUGUUUGGCCUGCAUUACCACUUCUUCACCGUUGGCUGGAACAUCUUUGACUUUGUGGUGGUCAUCCUCUCCAUCUUAGGUAUCGUCCUCUCCGACAUCAUAGAGAAGUACUUCGUGUCACCCACCCUCUUCAGGGUCAUCAGGCUGGCCAGGAUCGGCCGUGUCCUCCGGCUGAUCCGAGGGGCAAAAGGCAUCCGGACUCUCCUCUUUGCUCUGAUGAUGUCCCUCCCUGCCCUGUUCAACAUCGGCCUCCUGCUUUUCCUCGUCAUGUUCAUCUACUCCAUCUUCGGGAUGUCCAACUUUGCCUACGUGAAGAAGGAGUCGGGGAUCGAUGACAUCUUCAACUUUGAAACCUUCGGGAACAGCAUCAUCUGCCUCUUCCAGAUCACCACUUCAGCAGGGUGGGACGGGCUCCUCAACCCAAUCCUGAACAGCGGCCCCCCGGACUGCGACCCCGAGCUGGAAAACCCUGGAAGUUCAGUGAAAGGGAACUGUGGGAACCCCUCCAUCGGCAUCUUCUUCUUCUGCAGCUACAUCAUCAUCUCCUUCCUCAUCGUGGUGAACAUGUACAUCGCCAUCAUCCUGGAGAACUUCAACGUGGCCACGGAGGAGAGCAGCGAGCCCCUCUGCGAGGACGACUUUGAGAUGUUUUAUGAAACCUGGGAGAAGUUCGACCCGGACGCCACCCAAUUCAUCGCCUACAGCACCUUGUCUGACUUUGUGGACACCUUACAGGAGCCACUGAAGAUUCCCAAGCCAAACAAGAUCAAACUAAUCACCAUGGAUCUCCCGAUGGUUGCUGGGGACAAAAUCCACUGCCUGGACAUCCUCUUUGCCCUGACUAAGGAGGUGCUGGGAGACUCGGGAGAGAUGGAUGCCUUGAAGGAGAGCAUGGAGGAAAAGUUCAUGGCUGCAAACCCCUCGAAGGCUUCCUAUGAGCCCAUCACCACCACUCUGAAAAGGAAACACGAGGAAGUGUGUGCCACCAAAAUCCAGAGGGCCUUCCGGAGGUAUCUCCUGAGGCGCUCGGUGAAACAGGCGUCCUACAUGUACAGGCAGAGCAAGGACGAGGACACCCUGGGCGAGGAUGCGCCCGAGAAGGAGGGUCUGAUUGCCACCAAAAUGCAGGAGAUCUACGGGAACAGUGGGACAGAGGUGGAGACAACCCCUGCCAUUGGCCUCGAGCCCAUUCCCAGCUCAGAGACGCGAGGUGCUCCUGAGGAAGCAAAAGCUUGGGAGAAGGAGCGCGUGGUGAAGGAGUCGCUGGUGUAACAGAAGGAGCUUCCACCUCUGGCCCAGCCUGAAGAGGCUUCAUUUGUAUCUCCUGCCCAAGAGCUCUUCCAUGCACAGAUCACCAGAUCUUAUAUAUUGAGCUAAUUUCAGAUGUUUCAAGCAGCCACCUUUCGAAGCAGGAUCUCCUCCCGGGUUUUCCAGCUCACUGCACUUGCAAAGAGUUUAAUUAUUUUUCUUAUGAGAACUGAAUGUGAAAGCUGUUG
This is a messenger RNA of Pipra filicauda (Wire-tailed manakin), 5822 nucleotides long. It is a transcript of the gene SCN4A, whose product is annotated as sodium voltage-gated channel alpha subunit 4. The record is from RefSeq and is a predicted model, not a curated record. NCBI's taxonomy places the organism in Eukaryota, Metazoa, Chordata, Aves, Passeriformes, Pipridae. Gene Ontology annotation, molecular function: voltage-gated sodium channel activity; protein binding. The transcript is spliced from 25 exons. Gene Ontology annotation, biological process: sodium ion transmembrane transport; membrane depolarization during action potential; neuronal action potential. The coding region runs from base 16 to 5598 and encodes 1860 amino acids. Gene Ontology annotation, cellular component: axon; plasma membrane; voltage-gated sodium channel complex.